This is a messenger RNA of Daucus carota subsp. sativus, 1227 nucleotides long. RefSeq names its product protein SEH1. Bases 133 to 1113 code for a protein of 326 amino acids. Lineage: Eukaryota; Viridiplantae; Streptophyta; Magnoliopsida; Apiales; Apiaceae. The record is from RefSeq and is a predicted model, not a curated record. The transcript has 8 exons. Gene Ontology annotation, cellular component: Seh1-associated complex; nuclear pore outer ring. Gene Ontology annotation, molecular function: structural molecule activity; protein binding. Gene Ontology annotation, biological process: positive regulation of TORC1 signaling; cellular response to amino acid starvation.
GCAAUGUGCCAUUAACCAAAAAUGCCCUCUUCUCCAAUUUGAACAAAUUCAUUUUACAAAGCCCUAGAAAAACCCCAAUUCACACCACCUAUACAUACACACACAAGUAUACAUACAUAUACACAGACUCAGAUGGAGAAGGCUCUGCUGACACUGGAGAAAGGCACAAUAAGCUCUGCUUGGAACUACUGUGGUCAAAGAUUUGCCACUGGCUCAGUCAAUGGCACCUUGACCAUCUUCGAUUCCGUUGACCCUUCUUCAUCUUCUUUCACCCUCACUUCUAAAUCCAAGGUUCAUGAUACUAGUAUUGUUAAAGUUGUGUGGGUUCCUCCGGAAUAUGGUGAUGCUGUUGCGUGCAUUUUUUCAGAUGGAGGAUUCUCCAUAUGGGAAGAGGUUGCAGAAGAUCCAGAACAUGUACAAUGGGUGUUGUGCAAAUCCUUUGAGGGGAAUUCCAAUCAAGCACAAGUAUUAGACAUUGAAUUCGGAGUCUUCCUUAACAGUUUGAAACUGAUCACGGCGUACUCUGAUGGUCUUGUUAAAGUGUUCGAGCUCCCAGAUCCGUUGGAUUUAAAGAAUUGGCAACUUCAGGCUGAAUUUCAAAAUGUUAUUGAUUCAGUUGCUAAAUUUGGGAAGGUGGUAAGCUUGUCUGCCUCUAUUUCUUGGAAUCCACAAAGAGGCGAACAACAAUCAAGCUUUGCUAUAGGGUUUAAUUCCGACAUUCCACUAUUAAAUUCCACUAAGGUUUGGGAAUUUGAUCUUGAUCAUCAGAGAUGGCUUCCAGUUGCUGAAUUAGCUCUGGCUAAUGACAAGGGUGAUCCAGUUUACACAGUUUCUUGGGCACCGAAUAUUGGCAGGCCGUAUGAGAUUGUAGCUACCGCCACCAACAAGGGUAUUGCAAUAUGGCAUAUUGGCGUGGACGCUAAUCAGGUGGGAAGGCUCUCAGUGGAGAAAGUAGCACUAUUGUCUGGUCAUGAGGGCGGGGCAUGGCAGAUGGAGUGGGAUAUGAGUGGGAUGACACUAGCAACUACCGGGGAUGAUGGAAGGGUUAGGUUGUGGCAGUCCAAUUUAAAUGGAGUUUGGCAUGAACAGGCUGCUAUUCAACCCACCACUUAGCAUAACUAUUAAGACACGAGAAGACAUUGUAAAAAUGCUGAUAAUUUGUAACAAUGUUUUGUCGGAAGGGGUGUUUGUAGAAGAAAUAGUAUGCCUACAUUUCAGUUUUAUUAC